AUGUCCAACACUACUACCCAGAAGAACGAUGCCACUGAGCAACCACAGCCACCAAAGAAGCCCCAAGUCUUAGAGGAAGACGAUGAGUUUGAGGAUUUCCCCGUUGAAGGUAUCAAGCAGAUACUCAAGUGCUUCCCUAGACCAAUGAAGCUGACCGUGGAACAUCUAGACUGGCCCCAGGAAGAAGCUGAGCAGACAUCUGGCUCCACGGCAAAUGGCGGUAGCGAGCACCUGUGGGAAGAGAGCUGGGAUGACGAUGAUGCCGCAGAGGACUUCUCAAAGCAGCUCCAGUAA
Penicillium paradoxum is the source of this 294-nucleotide messenger RNA. Its product is annotated as proteasome regulatory particle lid subunit SEM1. The transcript has a single exon. NCBI's taxonomy places the organism in Eukaryota, Fungi, Ascomycota, Eurotiomycetes, Eurotiales, Aspergillaceae. Gene Ontology annotation, biological process: proteasome assembly; double-strand break repair via homologous recombination; mRNA export from nucleus. The coding region runs from base 1 to 294 and encodes 97 amino acids. Gene Ontology annotation, cellular component: proteasome complex; proteasome regulatory particle, lid subcomplex. The record is from RefSeq and is a predicted model, not a curated record.